Molecule: messenger RNA, 1722 nt
Organism: Thermothielavioides terrestris NRRL 8126
Lineage: Eukaryota; Fungi; Ascomycota; Sordariomycetes; Sordariales; Chaetomiaceae
Product: glycosyltransferase family 8 protein
Exons: 4
Coding region: 381-1586 (401 amino acids)
Molecular function (GO): glycosyltransferase activity
Source: RefSeq, a predicted model, not a curated record
GAGGGGGCGAGCAAUGGCCGCCCGCUGGCUCGGAGAGGAGCUCGGCCAUGCUUUACUAUUCUGUAUAGGCCGAGGGACCAUGCCGGACCAUUUAGUAUGUGCCGAGGGAGUUUGUCACAGCUGGCCCGCGAGUUGAGGAGCUCGGCUUGCAUAGGCUUUCUUUCUCACUUGACAGCCGGCAGCAUCCGGCGUUCUGUCUGUUUCUAGAAUUUCUCGAUCCGCGCUGGGAGAAGGAGAGAGGCGUUGGCUUCGCUAAAGACUCCUGAGAGCACGGCUUACUCGUUCACGCCGGCGUCCAGUCACUCAUUGGCAGAGCGUGAACGUUUAGUUGAUAUCCUCCAAGCAGAACGAUCAUACAGACCAGACCGCCACCGCCCAGCAUGCUCAUCCAAGAGAAAGUGGUCGACUCAGACAAGAUCUGGGCCUGUCUGCUCACCAACGAGUCCUACCUCCCCGGCCUGCUGGCCCUGGCCUUCUCGCUGCGCGCCGCGCGCUCGCGCUACCCGCUCGUGGCGCUGUACACGGCCUCGCUGGGCGCCGACGCGCUGGCCGCCCUGCGCGCGCGCCACAUCCCUGUGCAGCGCGUGCCGGAGCUGCGGCCGUCUGCGAACGCAACCGAAGAAGGAGAAGAAGAAGGAGAAGAAGAAGAAGAAAACCCCUACCCGCACUCCCCGCGCUUCCUCCACGCCUUCACGAAGCUGGCCGCCUUCGCGCUGGUCGCGUACGCGCGCGUCGUGCUGCUGGACGCCGACAUGCUGGUGCGCCGCAACAUGGACGAGCUGCUGGAGGACGUGCCGCCUCUGCUGCCGCCGCAGCUGGACGCCGGGGACGACGACGGCGGCGGCGGGACGAGCGCAAGGGCCGGGGCGGGGCCGGGGCCGGUGUUUGGCGCCGCGCACGCCUGUCUGUGUAACCCGCUCCGGAUCAAGGGGUAUCCCCCUGAGUGGACCAGGGAGGGCUGUGUGUACACCACGGAUGCUGGGGCUGGGGUUGGUGCUGGGGACGUAGGUGAGGAGGUCGAAGGGAGCGGACACGGCAGACAGCAGCACCAGGAGAUCGGUCAGGGAGCUCUCGGGACCGGCGGCAGCAGCGACAGCAACAGCAGCAACAGUGCUCUUCACACGACAGUCGCCGACGAAACCAACACCGCCCAUGAAAAAAAGCAAGCAGCCAAGAGAGAAAAACCCGGCGCGGCCUGCCUCAACGGCGGCCUGAUCGUGCUGCAGCCCGGGCGGGGCGGCGCGUGGGCCGAGAUCGAGGCGUUUCUGCGCAGCGGGCAGGCGACGGCCGCGCGGCUGCCGUUUGCCGACCAGAGCCUGCUGGGCGAGGUGUUCCGCGGGCGGUGGGCGGCGCUGCCGUGGGUGUACAACGGGCUGAAGACGCUGCGGUGGGAGGGCGUGCAUGCGGACAUGUGGAGCGACGACGAGGUCAAGAACGUGCACUACAUCCUGACGCCCAAGCCGUGGGAGCUGCAGGGCGACGAGGCGACACUGGACGCGCCGGAGCGGUGGUGGUGGGAGGUUGACUCGAAGAGGCGGCGGUGGGAGGCAGAGAGGGGCCUGGACUGGAAUGUUGUCGAAUGGUGAGGCUCGGGAGAGGCGCCGGCUUUGAGGCGCCUUGGGAAGGCUGAGAAUGGUGGUGCAGAGGAUAAAAAAAAUAGGAGUUCGCUCUCCCGGAUAGUAUUCGCGGUCACAUUAUGGAUUCGGGAUGUAACUGCUGCUC